Corticium candelabrum is the source of this 1180-nucleotide messenger RNA. RefSeq names its product ATP-dependent (S)-NAD(P)H-hydrate dehydratase-like. The coding region runs from base 1 to 1101 and encodes 366 amino acids. Gene Ontology annotation, biological process: metabolite repair. Lineage: Eukaryota; Metazoa; Porifera; Homoscleromorpha; Homosclerophorida; Plakinidae. The transcript is spliced from 2 exons. The record is from RefSeq and is a predicted model, not a curated record. Gene Ontology annotation, molecular function: ATP-dependent NAD(P)H-hydrate dehydratase activity.
AUGACUUGCUGCCUUUAUUUGACAUCCGGGACACGCCGCGUUAGGUUGCCUGGUUUCGCCUGUCUGCUUCGCUCGUGUUUGAGGUGCGAGAUCAAUGUCAACGUCUAUUGCUCGUUACCUGUCUAUCUCAUAGAACAACAACAUCAAGACCUAGAGCAGCAACCGAUGGCCACAGCAGGAAGGGAUGCAGAGAUGCUGAGACAGAUGGUCCGUUCCUUGAUUCCGCCGCUGUGUAAGAGCAUGCACAAGGGCCAGGCCGGUCGCAUUGGAGUCGUGGGUGGCUGCAAAGAAUACACAGGAGCGCCAUACUAUGCAGCCAUAUCAGCGUUGAAACUCGGCGCUGAUUUGUCGUACGUCUUCUCCAGCGAGAAGGCUGCAAGCGUCAUCAAGUCGUACAGUCCCGAGUUGAUUGUCGUGCCUCUACUCGACUCGGUCGAGCAUGUAGAGCGAGAGAUGGAAUCGUGGGUCGAACGACUCCACUGUCUGGUCGUCGGCCCCGGGCUCGGUCGAGACCCUAAUAUGCUGGCUGCAAGUGAAAGGAUUAUACAAAUUGCUAAACAGCACAACAAACCUCUAGUGAUCGAUGCAGAUGGUUUAUACCUUAUUGGGCGGUCGCUCGAUAUCAUACGAGGAUAUGAGAAUGCCAUCCUGACACCCAAUGCUGCCGAGUUUCAUCGUCUGUACAAUGCGGCUUUCCAUUGUGCUCCAAACGUUACUCAUCUCGUUGCAUCAGUUCAGCAGCUUAGUCGAGAGCUUGGCAAUGUGUCUGUUGUACACAAAGGGGAACACGAUGUUUUAUCGAAUGGAACGGCAGUUUUGGUUUGCUCCGAAGAAGGCAGUCUACGACGCUGUGGUGGUCAAGGAGACGUCCUUGCUGGCUGUCUGGGCACGUUUGCCUAUUGGUCGAACAUCUACCACAGCUCAAAACCACAAAUGAUGAAUACACUGGUAAAUGAAUACGGACCGAUGCUCACUGCAGGCUAUGCCGCAUGCACGGUGACACGAGCUUGUAGCAAGUUGGCGUACUUGAAACGAGGUCGAUCGAUGACCGGUCCUAAUUUAGUGGAGGAGAUUCAACGAGCUUAUGAUGGACUUAUUUGAUUUCUACUAAUUUAUUUCUAGACACCACUAAUUGCGUUUAUUGCUUUGCAAUUGGUUGCCUGGGUAAUAGACGUAACUC